Molecule: messenger RNA, 1017 nt
Organism: Didymodactylos carnosus
Lineage: Eukaryota; Metazoa; Rotifera; Eurotatoria; Philodinida; Philodinidae
Source: the annotation of a GenBank genome assembly
AUGUAUUACCAUUUCUCCACAUUUAUUACGUGUCCAUGUUCCCCACAAGAAUCUUUAGGUGUUAAAAUGCAAUAUUUAAAUUUAUAUAUUAAAAAUUUACGACGCUAUUUUGUAAUGGAAAUUGAAGUUUUAGAUAGUAAACAUAUGCAUAGACGAUUUAAAAUAAGUAGUUUUGCAUCGAGAACAAAAAUUGGCAUAUUUGGUACACAUUCACCGUUAAAUUGGAUUGAAGGAUGGAAUCGGUUAUCACUAAAUUUGGAUUCAUUUACAAAAACAGUUUAUGGAACAGAUUAUAUUGAAUGUACUAGAUUAACAAUUCAUGCCAAUUGUCGAAUUCGUCGAGUAUUUUUUGCCGAUCGUGAAUAUAAGGAAGACGAAUUGCCAGUCGAUUAUCAGAUUCGUUGUCGAAUCGAUCGAACAAAACGUCAUCCAACACAAAAUCGUCGCAUACCAUUCCAAACGAAAAAAUCAGUUUAUGAGACGAAAAAUGCCGUUAAAGAAAAACGACUAAAGGAAGAUCGAUCAGGUGCUCUUCCUGAAGUACAAGAAUUUACAAGCAAUUUUAUGCCUGUGGGUGGUGUGUCUGCACCACAAGGUUCGGUAGCAUCCGAUAUACAACAAGUUGAUGGAAAUAAUAAAGAUGAAAUAACCGAUAGUGAAGAUGGCGAAAAAGCAAUGGGAGGACUACUUAGUGAUGAAGAAUCGGCAUUGUCACAAGAUAUGCGCCAAACAGAUGAUUUAGGUGCAAUGAGAGGAAAAUCAUAUUCAGAAAUUGAGCAAUCAAAUGAAGUUCUGUUAAGUGGUGAUCGGAAGUCAAGAAAUAUUGAACCAGACGUCACUGCUACCGAUGAAAUGAAUGAUACACUGGCUGCUGAAGUUGAACGAACAAGAAGACAACUACAUAAUACAUGGGAACAAGGUGGAGAUCCAUUGCAAACGAAUAAUUUAUCAACCGAUGAUCUGUCAACAAAUGCAUAUCGUCUAGCAAGAACAAGAUUUAUGAAACUGUUUCAAUAA